CGAGUAUCUUCCAAAGGCUCGCCAUAGAAGCAUCUAGACAUUUCCAGCACUGAACGACUCUUUUACUUCAAAAUUCCCCAACGCAGCUGCUUUGGGAGUUACGAUUUUGCGUUCGCCAUUCUUCUGAGGAUUUCAAAUUCAAUUGUCAGACAAGAACUUCUGAAAAAAAAAUGAGCCGACAUCCACUUGUAAAAUGGGCUCAGAGGUCGGACAAACUAUUCAUUACCGUAGAGCUUCCAGAUGCCAAGAACGUGAAACUGAAUCUUGAUCCAGAAGGGAAGUUCUUCUUUUCAGGCACCAGUGGUGUGGAUAAUGCACUAUAUGAGUUAGAUAUUGUUUUGUAUGACAAGGUUGAUGUCAAUGAGAGCAAGGCUAGUUUCACGUCAAGAAACAUAUGCUAUCUUGUGAAGAAGGCCGAGAGUCAAUGGUGGAGUAGGCUUCUAAAGCAAGAGGGAAAACCCCCUGCAUUUCUGAAAGUUGAUUGGGACAAAUGGGUAGAUGAAGAUGAACAGGAUGGACAGCCUGGUGAAAAUAUGGACUUUGGCGACUUUGAUUUAUCGAAGCUUAACAUGGGCGGAGCUGGGGAUUUUGAUGAUGACAUUCCAGAUGGCGAUGAAGAUGAUGAGAGUGAUAGUGAUGAUGAGAAUAAGGGAGACACAAACACUGCUGAUGGUGGUCCUGAAGCAGCACCUGCUACCAACACUGGAUCCAAGACGAAGGCUUGAAGUGGCCAAUGACAAUUGUGCUUUCAACAUUGUAACCCCCUGUGUUGUGUGCUUAAUAACUAUGGCUAGCUAGAAGUUAUUGAGUGUAGCUUAAAAGUUCUCUUCUCCAAUGUCUAUGGGAAGUUGAUGGUUAUUUUGGUUUCAAUUGAUGCUUCAUAUUUUCUGCAAAGAGACGAUGAUGUGUUCCUUCGGGUGAAAGGAUCUUUACAAUUUUUUGUGGCUGGUCAUCGUUUUGCGUGUAUUGUGCGUGUGUGUGUGUGUGCAUGUGUGUGUGUGUGUGUGUGUGUUUUUUUUUUAAUGUUAUUGUGGAGUUGGUGGUUGGUUUGUGGUAAUGAUGAUGUGCUGUUGGUUCCAUUUAAGGUAGUUCUCAUUUGAGCUCGUGUUUGCUUAAUUGAUGAGCCAAAUGCUCGGCUAGAACUUGGCUCAUUUAAUAAACUUAAAAUUUAAAAUGAGUUAGUU
Molecule: messenger RNA, 1184 nt
Organism: Striga asiatica
Lineage: Eukaryota; Viridiplantae; Streptophyta; Magnoliopsida; Lamiales; Orobanchaceae
Source: the annotation of a GenBank genome assembly